Gryllus bimaculatus (two-spotted cricket) is the source of this 336-nucleotide messenger RNA. The record is from the annotation of a GenBank genome assembly. NCBI's taxonomy places the organism in Eukaryota, Metazoa, Arthropoda, Insecta, Orthoptera, Gryllidae.
UGAGAUAAGGAAAAAGAGCCAUCAUUCUACCCCUAUGUGGGAGGGAGGCGUGGUCGCCCCGGAAGCCGCCAGCCGCUCAGAUGCCCGGCGCCGACGACCCGUGCCUGGUGAGCGUGAACGCCAGCGCCGACCCGCUGCUGCCGCUGCUCCCGGCGGCCGCGCACGCCGGCCAGCAGCACCAGGUGCUGACGAUGGUGUCGGUGCGUUCGGGCGACCGCUCGCCCGUGUCGCUGCCGUCGCUGAGCGUCGAGCACAACUACUCGCAGCUGCUGGCGGACCUCGUCAUUCGCCUGUAGCCCGGCCCGCCGCCCGCCGCCCGCGCCCGCGCCGCCGCCC